CUCUCUUUGCACAUCUCCGGUUGCCUCCGCCGAUCUGUGUGGUGACAUUUCUCCGUCCAUCGGCUGUCUCUCAAGUCUGUCCGGUAUUCUCACCAUGUGGCAUCAACCCACCCUACAAAUCUUGGCCUAACUACUGUCCUCUCUCUGCGAAGGUUUGGACGGCCUUGAUGCUAGGUUUAGUCCCUAAGAAGAAAGGAACUUCCCAGCAAGGCACAGAAGAGCCUAACCGUCAGCCCCACGGCGGGCAGAAUUGCGGCGAGUCGGCGGUCUGGGUGAAGAAGUGGGGAAUGGGCCAAAGCUGCACGAUGCAGAAAGACAGGGCAUCCAGGCUUCGCCGGCUUCGACACUUCAGGCCACAAGGCCACAGACACUCUCGGCACAACACGCACUUGACUUGCCGAGCGCAGUUCAACUUUCAUACGUCAUAAUGCCGUUUUCGGCUGGUAUGUGGGAUAGCACAAUUUGGCAUGCCAUCAGCGGCGGAUCGAUGCCAUCACCGUAAAGCGCUUUGUUCGGACCAUGGCUGCGGCCUCUGUGUCACGUUCCUUUCCUUGUUAGGUACCCUAUUCAACUGCGCUUAGCUUGUUCUAGCCAUGAUUUUUGGCAACGAAAGGCAGGAUGACGUCCUCGAGCAUAAGCAUCCUCUCUUGCUAUCACCUUUCCGACAUGCGCACAGCAUGCUCAGUUCCCAAAGCAAUUAAUACGACCUGCCAUUCAUUUUGAGGCUACAGUAUAGCAGUGAACACGGCGUCUAUUUCACAGCCAUGGAGAAGAUCAAGAAAAUCCUGACUCCCGGCAAAUCAGUUGACGAUGAGCUGUUGUACGGAGCAGGACACAGUGGCAGCAGCCCUUCGUCCGAUCGUUCUUCUAAAGGCCAUGGGUCAAACAUUGCCUCACGAGGAAACCCCGCUGGCAAGCCUCGUGAGGCGGCACUGAAUGAUGCGGACUCUGCGUUCCCAGUAGCUACCCGGGAUUAUGCCUCGCAAGAGGGAAAGCGACGAUUGCUAGCUUCAAACGCUACCUCCCCUCCUCAGGCCAUUCCGGGAGCUGCUGGCGAAGACUCCAGCGAAUCUCGCCCUGAUCUUUCGACCCCUAACAGCGCCGCAUCAAUUGCCAGUAUCAAAUCAAAUGUGAUCGGAAAGGUGCCUACUGGCAUGGCACUUGAAGGUGAAAAAGAGCAAAAUGCACUGCCAACGGUACCCACGACGGAUGGCAAGUUUAUGAGUGAAGAUGCGCUUGCAGACGAUUCGCUCAACCCCACCAGAUCUUCACCUUUUGUCGAGCCUAGCACAAGCAUGUCCCACCAAAACGCAAUAGUCAGCAACCCAGACUCAAAUUUCAAUUCAUCGCAAAGUGGCGUCGACCCGCCCGUCGAGCCCAAAACCGAUCAUCAUGCUCGCAAUGCAGCUUUUGGUGGAGCAGGAAUGGCAGAAAUGGCUGCAUACGAGGCUUUCAAAUCCGAGAACUUAGGUAAACCAGAAUCUAUUCCUCAGGCCGACCCUGCUCGAACUUCAGAGCACGUAGACAUUCCGAUUGGAAGUGGAUCGACUGCCACUCAUCGGCUUUACGAUGACUGGCGCUUAAAACAUAUGCCAGGAGCAUAUCCGGAAACUCCACAAUACGAAAGUGACAAAACCCUCGAAGUUGACAGGGCAGGUGUGGGUAGCGGUGCCGCUGUAGUCGCUGCGCAAAGGGCGUUCCAAAAGAAUACUUCUGCUAAAGAGACCCCUCUUAAGCAAACGGUUGGUGUCGAAACGGAGGCCAUACCAUGCACCUCUAUUGAACCACGUGUUGAUUCGGCUGCAAAACAGGCUGCUGUACGUAGCACAGCCGGCGGAAUGGCGACAUCACAGGUAUCCACUUCACGUAUUAUAAACCCGAAGCAGAAUGAUAAGGACUCUGACGUGGCCUUUGAUGAUAAAUUGAAGGAGUCAGAAGCGAAAAGAGAUAGCCAUGUCAACGAAUUCGCUCUUGCUGGAGCAGCAGCAGCAGCAACUACAGCCGCUGGCGCUUAUGAGGUCUCAAAGCAACGCGACAACGACAUGCUGUCCAAGUCUGACACUGAUCCAUUCCCUGCUUUUUCUGAAGACACAAAAGAUAACGUUCAUACCGAAGCACCGAAUGACGUUAAAGUGGUGCAAACGACUAUUGUCCCUAGUGACUAUCCCAAAGAACGCGAAUUCCCUCUUGCCGGAACCCCCGAGCAAAAUCAAGGGGUUACAAACUUCAGUUAUACUAACAACACUAAAAACAUCACAGCAGUUUCUCAGGAAAGUUCUUGUGCAGUGGAGGACCCCAAAUUUUCGACGCUCAUUGCUGAUACCGGGGCCGCUGGCGCAACUGGCUCAGCCGAGUACGACGCUCUCAACGAAGAACGACGCAGUGAUGCACUGAUCCACCCUCCGCAUCCCCAUGCUCUAGACGGCUACGAUGACCAGAGAGCACUGCCGGUUCAUGUCAAGAAAAAUAAUGCGCAAGAAACAGACGCCAACUAUAUCCACCACGAUACUGUUCCGGUUGGUAGUGAUGCAGCUGCAGUCGCACUUAGUACUCAAGAGUCCCACGAAUCUAAGCUCGAGAAGGAACGUGAAGAGCACCCAGAGCAAAGCUACGAUGGGCAUGAGUCAAGCAGCAAGCACGCACGCAAAAGUGAGGAGAAGCAUCGUCGAUCUACGAGCAAAUCUGAAGAUAAAGAGCACAAGCAUGGUCUUCUCCAUCGGAUUAUGCACCCUCGGGAGAGCAAGGAAGGACUGAAUGGAGAAAAUGCAGAGAAGACGUCUGCAGGAAAAUCGCCAGUGAGUCCUGAACGAAGUACGUUUGAGGAGCCGGAAAGUAAAUAUCCAGUUGGAUACAGCCCAAGUAGUACUUCUGAGCAUGCCAGGCAUGGUCAUGAGAGGAACAGAUUGCACAAGGACCCUCCGCCUGGCUAUAUAAGCAAACGAGAUGCUUAAAACGCGUAGGAAACUAUUCCCUUUUUAUGACGUGCUGAUGAUGAAUACUUUGUGGAAGUGCCCAUAAUGCGAGCGCACAAAUUAACGACAGUGGAAAGUGCUGCUUUUCUUAAAAGUAAUGAAUAUUAGUAAUGUCUUUUCAAUUUCCUACGUACCAAUUUCGUCGGUUUGACAUCCAUACCGUAUUUUAAGUCUCUCUUUGAUUUUGAUGAGUGUUUUAUCCAUG
This is a messenger RNA of Verruconis gallopava, 3177 nucleotides long. RefSeq lists its product as uncharacterized. Lineage: Eukaryota; Fungi; Ascomycota; Dothideomycetes; Venturiales; Sympoventuriaceae. The transcript has 4 exons. Bases 765 to 2951 code for a protein of 728 amino acids. The record is from RefSeq and is a predicted model, not a curated record.